Messenger RNA from Trichomonas vaginalis G3, 861 nucleotides. Its product is annotated as RNA splicing. Bases 1 to 861 code for a protein of 286 amino acids. Lineage: Eukaryota; Parabasalia; Trichomonadida; Trichomonadidae. The transcript has a single exon. The record is from RefSeq and is a predicted model, not a curated record. Gene Ontology annotation, cellular component: precatalytic spliceosome.
AUGUCAAAAAAUAAAAAAUUGCCAUUUUCGAAAAUUACAUCCGAAGAAAAAGAGAAAGAGAAAGGAAAGGAAGAUAAUUAUGUGCAUCCAUGGUGGACAGACACAUAUUCUUUUAAGAAGUAUGUCAGAGGCGUUGCUCCUCAGCAUCUAAUCGACACUUCCACACGACAUAGAAUAUACAAUUCUGUAUAUUGGCAACAACAUUGUUUUGGUGUUAAUUUACUGACAUUAGUUGAUCGAGCACAAUCUUUGAAAGGCGUUGGAGGUGUUUAUGGCUUGUUUCGUGAACCUUGUAAUUUCAUUUGCCUAUUUUUAAAACUUUUAGAAUUAGAACCAUCAAAAAAAGUUAUUGAGGGCUUUCUAAACACGAAAUCCUGGCAAAUGAAACACCUAAGACUUCUUGCUGCUCUUUAUGUUCGUUUCGUUUUCCCUGCUGAAGAAGUUUAUUUGAUUUUAGAGGGAUUAUUAGGGCAGUACUUUAAAGUCGCUGUUCUAAGAGAGGAAGGCUUCAAAGUAGAAUACUUUGAUACUGUUAUUUAUUCAUUUUUGCAUGAUAAAUUUUGGUGCGGAAUAACAUUUCCACCAUUAACUCCAAGAAACAAUCUCCCUCCCCGAAUAACACCAUUAGCACACAUGGCCGAUAAAAUUAAAGAAGAAGAAUUUGCCAAACUUGGAAUGAACAAAGAUGGAGAAUUAUUUGAAGAGAUUGAAAAGAGAAAAUCAGAAGAAAAGCAAUCAGGAAGAAUCCAAUUUAAAGUCAAAAAGAAGGUUCCUGUUCCAGCGCCACAAAAAUCAGAGGCCAAUGAAAUUGCUGAAGAGAACAAACUUAGAGCAAUGCUUGGCUUACCACUACUUCAUUAG